This is a messenger RNA of Adineta steineri, 1359 nucleotides long. The record is from the annotation of a GenBank genome assembly. NCBI's taxonomy places the organism in Eukaryota, Metazoa, Rotifera, Eurotatoria, Adinetida, Adinetidae.
AUGAUUGGAAUAGAUUCUAAAUCUUCAUUAAAACAUAUUGCAAUAACUUCAAUGAGAAUUUGUACUGAACCAAAUUUCAAACUUGAAAUUCGUAUUGGACUUGGUGGAACAAAAGAUGUACUUACUUUGUGUACGCCAUCUUAUGCUGUUGCAGGUGUUGAUCUAUUAAAUCGUCUAAUACAACUGCAAGAAAAAUUUAAACAAUCUCAAACCAUUCCAGGAAAUAUUCCAACAAAAAUAUUAAACAAUUCUCCUGUCUUAACAUUUUUCAGUGCCUGGACAGCUGCAGUUCGAGUAAAUAAUCUCGAUGCUAAUAUUGGUAGAGAAAAUGCACAGAAGAUGUUAUCAUAUAUAAAAAAGUAUAUUGAUAAUUAUCAUUCAAAUUUAAGUCGACACAUUCGAUAUGAAAUGGAUCAUGGGGAUACUUAUGAAGAUACAUUAUUAAAUUAUAUUAUUGCUCAUUACGUACAUAAUUAUACAGAUGAACAGACAAAACAACAACUAACUGCUCAAACAAUACGUCGUGGUAGUAAUGAAGAUGGUUCUAUUCGAUAUACAUCAAUGCAUUUAAUUAUAUUCAAAGAUAUAAUUGAUAAAAAAUCUUUGCAUCCAUUAUUUCAUCUAUUAGAUGAAAAUGAAAAUAAUGAACCAACAUGUUUAUAUGAUUGUAUAAUUACAAUUGGUGGAUCAGUUGAAAAACGAUUUAAUAAAGUACGUUAUUUAGUUCGACAAACUUUUAUGAAUGAUUCACAAUUAAAUAAAGAACAAUAUCAUUUUCCUUUAUCAAUUCGAAUGUUAUCACGUGCUGGACAAACUCCUGUAUAUUAUCAUGAUAAAAAUGAAAUUACAGUUCAUCAAAUUUCAAACAAAGAGAUUACUAAUGUACAUCUAACUGAUAAAAAAUAUAGAGAUAUUAAAGAAGGUUUAUCAAUAUUAUUAGAAGAUAUUGGUGUAAGUGUAUUAAAACCAAUUUGGAAUCAUAUAUAUAAUUUAGGAUCACAUGAUAUAUCGUCAUGGAAAAAUAUUGUAUUAACUUUAAUUGAGUUAUGUUUAGAGAUUUGGCGAAAUCAUGCAAAAGAUAUUAAAACAUGUCAAUGUUUAACAGAAAAUAAAACGGCAAUUGAACAAAUAUGUGAACAUUAUCAAUUAUCAAAUGAUGCUGAAUGUUUAAUUCUUACUUGUAUUUUAAAAGAACUGGAGAUUAAAAAUCAUAUUCAUUUUGGUGAACGUAAUACAACAAAUCGUCGUCGUAAUAAUAGUAUAUGUACAAAUAGAGAAACAACGGAUACAAUUAUUCAUAAACUUGAUGAUGUACUAAGUCAAAUACUUAUUGAAUUUAUUCAAAAUCAAAUUUUGUAA